GCGAAGUACAGACUGAAGGAAGCUGCAUUGGAGACAUCGAUAACAGUUGCGGUUAAUCAGGAACCCAGGUCUGCCAGAUCCGAAGUGGCUGGGGCGUGGUUGCCUCCCAGGGACAGCGUCGAGGUCGUAAUGGACGCCGCCGGGGUCGGGGUUGGGGUCGUAAUGGCGGCGGCGGGGCAUGCACUCAACGGCGACCCUGGUUGGGAACGAGUCGGGUGUGAAGAGUGUGAGGUGGGGCGAGAGGGGGACGCCGCAGUACACGGGACUCCAGUAGUUAUUAGUACCAGACUAGAUAUGUUUCUUCAGUCGUGUCCAGUUCUCAUUGUUGUUUGUCUAGUGCUCUGUCAUCCCCACUCCUCUACCCACAACCGAAAGAGGAGCACUCGGUUCCCCAAAAUGUUCUCCUCUCCGGAGUCCCGGGCGAAUAUGAGGAUCUCGCCAAUGGAGGCCGGGGAUCACAGCGGCGGCAACGGCAAGAGGGCGAGAGGGGAUGAGGAGGUGAAGCCGGAGGAAGGAGAAGUGGUGAUGCAGGACGGAGAUGAAGGUAGAAAUGCCUUGGCGGUGGUGGAGGCGCAGGCGCCCAUGGCGGAUCAGCCGCAGAUGGACCUCAGGAUGGACGUGGCUCUGCUCCACUGCCAGGCCUGCCUCCUUCCCCUCAAACCCCCCGUCUUCAAGUGCGAGGCCGCCGGGCACGUCGUGUGCUGCUACUGCCGGGCCGGCCACGGCGACAUCUGCAGCCGCGCCAACACCCACUGCGGCGAGCUGGACGCGGUCGUCGGCGCCGCCAAGGUGCCCUGUCCCUACAAGGUGUUCGGCUGCGAGCGCUACGUCGUGUACCACGAGAGCGCGGACCACCAGCGCGUGUGCCAGUGCGCGCCGUGCGCCUGCCCGGAGCCCGGCUGCGCGUACAUGGGCUCCCGCGGGAUGCUGCUCGACCACUUCGCCGCCGCCCACUCGCGCCUCGCCACCGCGCUCCGGUACGGCCGCUCCUGGAACCUCAGCUUUCCCCUCUCCCACCGCUGGCACGUCCUCGUCGGGGAGGAGGACAAGAGCGUGUUCCUCCUGAUCUUGGGCGCGCUGGGCGCCGCCACCGCCGUCUCGCUGGUCUGCGUCAGGGCGGACGGCGCCCCGGUGCCACAGUUCUGGUGCAAGCUCUCCGUCGAGCGCCCGGGCGACGACAAGGACAAGCUGGUUCUCAUGGCCUCCACGGUGGGAACCAGCGCGCUCACCGGUGGCGCGCCGGCGCCAGGCAAGGGAAUGUUCUUGGCGGUGCCCCAGGAGCUGCUCUACGGCGACAUGCUCGCGCUCUGCAUCCGCAUUGAUCAGCUCCGACCUGCCGCCGCUGCUCCCAGUCCCAGCCCCAGGUCGACGACACCACAAGCAAGGAUACCCAGGAAGACUGUGUUCGUUUGAUCUGGUGCAUGCUAUGGACACCGCCGCUCAAAUGUUUUUUGUUCACAUGAAGGGAAGUAAGGAGCUGUUGCAUAUCAUUUUUUCCUUUCGGACUUUGAACGAUUUAGAUGCAUAUGUAACUAUCUCCCUCGCCAAAGCUAACAUCAAUUCUUCAUUUCCAGUA
Molecule: messenger RNA, 1576 nt
Organism: Lolium perenne
Lineage: Eukaryota; Viridiplantae; Streptophyta; Magnoliopsida; Poales; Poaceae
Product: putative E3 ubiquitin-protein ligase SINA-like 6
Molecular function (GO): zinc ion binding
Source: RefSeq, a predicted model, not a curated record